GUCAUGAUCGCGAUAGACAUCAAAUACAAUUUCGGCACAGAAAUCCUCGUUGUUCGAUCAUGUUAUCACCGCGAUGGCAGGGACCUGCUUGCUAUCGCUGGUGAAGACGCGGUUCAAGUACUUCAAUGCGGAGACAAUGCAGUCGCACCUAUUGCAUACUUCAUGGUCGGGUUAAGAGUUACGUCUAUUGCCUGGUCUCCAAGGACUGUAUCACCAGGCGCGUCGGAUGAGUGGUUCUUGGAACUUGUAAUUUCGACUCAUGAUUUUGGUCUCUAUCACCUUACGAAAUCGUAUGAUGGAAAGGAAGAAGUUCGACGAUUUGGAGGUGGCCUAACUGGACAUCAUGCUAGGGUGAACGACAUCGCAUUCGUAGGAGGCCAAGACGAUAACGCACGUCAUGUUGCAACUGUCUCAGACGACCGAACACUCAUCGUCUGGGACCUCCACCCCCCAAUACCAGAACCAUACGAAG
Molecule: messenger RNA, 472 nt
Organism: Fomitiporia mediterranea MF3/22
Lineage: Eukaryota; Fungi; Basidiomycota; Agaricomycetes; Hymenochaetales; Hymenochaetaceae
Exons: 5
Source: RefSeq, a predicted model, not a curated record